Molecule: messenger RNA, 9081 nt
Organism: Labeo rohita (rohu)
Lineage: Eukaryota; Metazoa; Chordata; Actinopteri; Cypriniformes; Cyprinidae
Gene: scaf4b
Product: SR-related CTD-associated factor 4b
Exons: 16
Coding region: 158-2188 (676 amino acids)
Biological process (GO): negative regulation of termination of RNA polymerase II transcription, poly(A)-coupled
Cellular component (GO): nucleus
Molecular function (GO): RNA binding; RNA polymerase II C-terminal domain phosphoserine binding
Source: RefSeq, a predicted model, not a curated record
CUCGGCCUGAGCGCUCAUCACAUCUCAACGUUUGCGGAAGGUUGUGUUGAGUUUCUGAGCGUCUAUCUCACGCGGCCUCGUCGCGAAAAUCUAGUUUACACAUGUUUGUUCGGGUCCAAGAGAACAUAUUCAAAGACAUAUUAAGUUACUAACACCCAUGGACAUGGAAGCGGUGAACGCCUUUAAUGGGGAGAUGUCGUCCAUGAUGGACAUGACUCCCCCGAUCUCUCGAGCCAAAAUGAUGUCUGUAACCAAAGCAGGAAUCAAAGCUAUCAAGCUUUACAAGCACGUUGUUCAAAUCGUGGAGAAGUUCAUCAAGAGGUGUAAACCAGAGCUCAAGGUUGCUGGGCUCUAUGUGGUCGACUCAAUUAUCCGACAAUCGCGCCAUCAGUUCGGUACGGACAAAGAUGUGUUCGGUCCAAGGUUUUUGAAAAACUUCACUGUUACAUUUCAGAACCUUUUCCAGUGCCCCGCCGAUGACAAGGGGAAGAUAUUGCGUGUGUUGAAUCUGUGGCAGAAGAAUGACGUGUUUAGCAUGGACAUCAUUCAGCCACUGUUAGACAUGGCCACAGCUCCUGUACUCCCUGUUGUGGAGAAUGGAUUUACAGCUGCGGCACCUCCAGCUGUGCCAGUGCCAGUGGCAGUGCCAAUCCCAGUGGCAAUGGCAGUGCCGGAGCCAGCGCCAGUACCGGCACCAGCACCAACUGUUGCUACGACAGCAACAGCGGCCCCGCCCAAUCAAAUUCAGAACCCAGUGGCCCUUGCUGCAGUCGCCCAGCUCCUCCAGGGCACAGGGGGCAUUGAGUUACAGCAGCUGAUCCAAACUCUCCAGCAGGCUGGAGGGGCGGGGCUUCCUCAGGCCACUGCCCCGCCCCCUGAGCAAAAACCAUCAUUAGCUAAGUCUCUGCUAGAUCGAUUUGAUUAUGAUGAUGACCCCGAACCUGUGGAGGAAAAGACUGAACCAGCUCCUGCAGCUCCUGUUACCAUAAACCUACCACCAGAAUUACAGCAAGCCCUUCAAGCUCAUCUUCUAAGCCAAAUCGUUAACCAGACGCAGAUGCAGGGUCAGAUGAUGUCGCAGGGUCAAGUGCCGGCCCAGGGUCAGGUGGCACCUCAGGAGUUCCCAGCGACUGUUCAAACCCCCCAGAUACCAGAUAACCCUCAUCAAGUCUUUGAUGAAAGUGUCAUACAGCCUAGUACAACCCAACAGCUACAACAGGCUUCAGCUGAGUCCGAACGCCCAGUGCAUGAUGGAAGAGAUCGAAGACACAGCAGACGGACGAGAUCAAGGUCUCCACGGAGACGAUCAUCAUCACGCUCACGAAGGUCACGGUCCGGUUCACGUUCCCACCGAGAACGGUCGAGGUAUCACCGUACACGUUCACGAUCCAGAGAGCGCCGAGGCCGUUCCCCACGAGCCCGAUCAGAGGAGAGGAGAGACAGGGAGAAAGAGCGAGAGCGGCGGCAGAAAGGACUUCCACCCAUCAAGAAAGAAACUCUAAAUGUGUGCAGUACUACAUUAUGGAUCGGACAGCUGGACAAAAAGACUCAGCAGCAGGACAUCAUGAGUCUGAUGGAGGAGUUUGGACAGAUCGAGUCCAUCAAUAUGAUUCCUCCCAGAGGUUGUGCCUACAUUGUCAUGGUGCACAGACAAGAUGCCUACACAGCUCUGAACAAACUCAGCAGAGGGGCUGUUAAAGUCAACCAGAAAACUAUUAAGAUCGCAUGGGCGUUGAAUAAGGGCAUAAAGACGGACUUGAAGAAGUAUUGGGACGUGGAGCGGGGCGUCACGUAUAUCCCGUGGGAAAAAGUGAAACCUGAUGAUAUUCGAAGUCUUCAGGAAGGAGGCAUGCUUGAUGCUGAAACACUCAAACCAGAGUGGAAAAGUGUUGUGGCCAAGCCGGCUGUGCCAGUAACAGAAGGACCUGAAGGAAAACAGGAAGACGGAGCUGCACUACCAGCGGUAUCACAGGUAAAAUACGAGGGGUUUCCUACAGAACUCCUCAAGGGUGUUCAGUGUCUCGGUCAAAUUUUCUGCUCUCGUUUCGUCUCGUCUUCGGCAUAUAGGAGGCAAACAAUGUUUCUGUGUUCUUUGCUUUGCACUGACCGUUUACUGGUGCAUGGUUGCCAUCAUUUCUGGCAAAUGAAGAGCCAUAGAGCACAAAAUAAAACAAGGUUAGUGUCAUGACUGUCUAGUUUUCUUUCCGUGCUUCAGUGGCAUCGCUUUCAAUGACGGAUUUUGUCACAACACGGUCACUGCUGUUCUAAAGAAGAGCUUAUUUUGCAUAAAUGUGUGUCUGUAUUAAGCCAGCCUAUGACAGUUGACAUGCACACAGUCUCAAAGGCUCUUCUAAAUCUGUUGUAUAUGUUUUAGAUGGACUCGGUUGCUUUUUAAAAAACUUUCAAUACUUCACUGAAGUUGUUGAAAUGACUUGUACAUGUUACUUAGAUUGCUGCUCAAAUGAACAGUUCACCCAAAAAUGAAAUUUUGCUGAAAAUGUACCUAUCCUCAGGCCAUCCAAGAUGUAGAAUAGUUUGUUUCUUCAUCAGAUUUGGAGAAAUGUUGCUUUAUGUCAGUUGCUCACCAAUGGAUCCUUUGUAGUGAAUGGGUGCCGUCAGAAUGAGCGUCCAAACAGCUGAUUAAAAACAUCACAAUAAUCCGCACCACUUUAGUCCAUCAAUUAACAUCUUGUUAAGUUAAAAGCUGCGUGUUUGUAAGGAACAAAUCAGCUGUUAGCUGUCUCAUUCUGACGGCACCCAUUCACUGCAGAGGAUCCAUCGGUGAGCAUGUGAUGUAAUGCUACAUUUCUCCAAAUCUGUUUCCAGGAAGAAACAAACUCAUCUUCAUCUUUUAUGGCCUGAGGGUGAGAAUUUUCAGCAAACUUUCGUUUUUGGGUUAUUUUUUUCUUUAAAGAUGCACAGAUGCAAAUAGCUGUACUUGAGAUCAAAAACUCAAUUUUUAGUAAAUGUAAUUUACCAGCUUCAGAUUUGACCCAAAUUUGACUAUUUGUGAAACAAGAACAGCGUCAGCAAGCAAUGCAGUACACAAGCUCUAAACGGAAAUAACAUUCGGGAACCCAAAGAGACCAUGCAAUAUUAAUUGUCUUGUUUUCUCCAUCACAACUUAAGUUUAUUAUGAUCUUGACACAAAAACAAGUUUUUCUGACAAGAAGUAUUAAAUGUAAUGGUAUUGCGCUGCCUCCAGAUAAUUUAUCAACAUUAAACGUCUGUCAUUCUUAUAUAAUUAGCCCUAAAUAGUAUGAUUUCCAUUGUUUAGUUACUGUAUAAAAUGGAACACACACAGAGAGAGUGCCUUAUAAAUAAAUGAACUUUAUUAGAUAGAUUUAAAUGAUCUAUUUCAAAGAGAAGACGCACUGUGAACACAACACGGGUUGUUGUUUCUCUUCAGAUGGUUGAAGUGAAGUAAACAGUUUACUGUUCUGUGUUCUAUCUACAAAUGACACUUCACAUACAUGCACUCCAUAACACAGUGAAGCUCAUAAACUGGGCCAGGAACCAAAGGUUUAGGAAUCACUUUUAGAGGGAAACCACAAUUUUGGUGCGUCACUGGCUGAAUUAGGCAGAAGGCGGAAGAACAGUUGCUGGAAAGACGCAAAAGAGGACAACAGGUGGGUUCAGGAAAUGCAAGGAAAAUCAAAUAUAGGUCAUGAGUCAGCUUAAUAUGAUACCACAUGAAUUUUAUUUAUUGCUAUUAAAAUGUUCGUUUACGUUAGGUUAAGAUGUUUGCAUCUCAAAUGUAUAGAAUAUUAUUUUAAUGGUAAAAGAACAAUCUAGCUUUACUAAAAUGUACAUGGCAAAAUACUUCUAUGCUAAAGAUACCUCAUACUUUUUUUUUUUUUUUUUUUUUUCUUUUUUUAUUACAAAAGUUGUAAUUUGUCCUAAUGAGUGUAUUAAGAAACAAAAACAUCUCUAAGAAAGGAACACCUUACAUUUUUUUCAGUUAUCUACAUUUUGAGGAAACUAAGAAAAUGAGAUUAAAAAUGUGCACCUUUGAAAAAGGUACAGCUUUAAAACGAUAAUCUGUAGUGAUAUUAGAAGCUUGAGCCUAAUGAAGAUCUCCACUCAGUUGGAAUGAGUUUGUAGGUUUGGUUUUGAAGAUGUUCACUUCCAGAACAAAAAUGCACAGAUAAUUUACUCACCCCCUUGUCAUCCAAGAUGUUCAUGUCUGUCUGUCUGUCUUCAGUCGUAAAGAAAUUGUUUUUCAAGGAAAACAUUUCAGGAAUGUUCCCCAUAUAGUGGACUUCUAUAGUGUCUGUGAGUUUGAACUUCCAAAAUGCAGUUUCAAAGGGCUCUAAGCAAUCCCAGCUGAGGAAUAAGGGUCUUAUCUAGUGAAACGAUCUGUUAAAAAAUAAUUACAAUUUAUAUACUUUUUAACCUUAAAUGCUCGUCUUGUCUAGCUCUGCAUGAAUGGUGUAUUUCUGUUCAAGACUGUUAGGGUAUGUUGAAAAACUCCUAUCUCAUUUUCUCUUCCAACUUCAAAAUUGUCCUACAUCACUGCAGAAAUACCAACCCAGUGUUUACAAAGUGAACAUGGAAAGGAGAUCAAACGGCUAUUACAAAAAAGGUAAAAUAGGGAUGUAGGACGAUUUUGAAGUUGUAGAAGAAAAUGAGAUGGGAGUUUUUCAGCAUACUCUAACUGUCUUGAACCAGAUUGUAGAUAAUUGUAGUUAUUUUUUGCUUCAUUUAGUGCUCUUUUUGUUCUCGUCUCUUGUUAACUCCUGAACCACUCUGACCGGGUCAAUCCACGAGUUGUCUGACAGGUUCAGUGAUUCGCAAACUGACUGUUUUGACUGAGUUAUUGAACCAUCAAGAAUUAAUUUGAAUAUUUGCUAGUCCUGAACAGAGAAAUUGAGCAAAAGCAAAAAUACAAUAACUAUAAAUAACAUCUUAAUCCUAAAUCAGUGACUUCUUAUGGCAAGACAUUUUAAUUUGCAUUAAUAAAACUAGAUUUUGGUUUAUGUAAGUGCUGCUGAGGGAGAUAUCUGGCUUUGUGCAUGAAGAAUUCUUUUUGAGAAAACGGCCCCAUGGGAAGCAUGCCAACAUAUAAUGUUGUCGCACUUCGGGUGUCCCAGGUUCGAGUCACAAGUUGCAGACCUUUCCCGAUGCCAUCCCCUUCUCUCUCUCUCCCACUUCAUUUCCUGUCAAUACUUAGUUGCCCUAUCACAAUAAAAGCCAAAAUGCCAAGAAUAUAUCUUAAAAGAAGCAAGAAGCAGAAUAGACCAAAAUUGACCAGUGCAUGAAAAACACAAGUGUCUUUCCUUAAUCAAUAGAAGACCUUCAGUAUUGAAAAGCCACAGGAUCUCAGACUGAUGCUCUACCACCUUGAUACUGAGAAGUGAUGCUUGUAACAAUGCUGCUGCCCAAAAGUUACCUAACGUUUUUUUCACUAAUUACCUCAGUCAAGUCGAUGAUAUUAAAUGCACGUUUUCUACAGACAUUAUGCUCUUAGUUUAAAAUGCAUAGGUUAGUGAAAAUAAACCUUUGUUUAAGUCACAUUCUUAAAAAUAAAGGUUCUUAGGUGCCAUCUGUGGUUCCUUGAAGAAACUUUAACAUCCUUGGAACUUUUCCAGUGCACAAAAUAUAGUAGAAAAAUGUUCUUCACACUAAGAAAAAAAAAAAUGGAAGUUUUAAGGGAAACAAAAAUGGUUCUUUUAUGACAUUGCUGGGAAAACACCUGUUUGGAACCUUCAUUUUUAAGAUGGUAAGACAAUUUAAAAAAAAAAACACCUUUGCUCUUAAGUCCCACAGCACCACAAUUUUUCUGUCUGGCUUAUUCAAUAUCGGCUGGCAUACUAAAUGUUUAGUUGGUUCUUCACGUAACCUAAUGUCCAGAAACUCGUUGAACAGCCCAGCAGUGCUUUGUUCAAACUAACGACGGUGUAUUGAAAUGACACGUGGGUUAAUGCAUUUUUAGAGCUCUUCUGCUGCUUUUGAAUGGAAUGAAAUCAUCAGUAUUCUCCAGUGGACUCACAAAGGUGAUGCUGGAUUUUGGAUGUUCGUCUGCUUUGCGGUUCUAUGAAGAACUCCGGUGCUGGGAAGGUAAACGGUCAUUAAUUUCAGGACGGUAGUUAUUAGUUGAACCUAAACUUCACUCAGCCACAUACACACGGAAAGGUAAUGGCUUAACACCAGGAUGAAUGAAGUUUCACAGUUCUAAUCUAGUGAUUUUUCGCUUGAAAAUUGCAGCGCAAUACUUGCAUUGCAAAACUUUUAAACAACAUUUUCGUUGUUCAGGAUUCAAAUCUUGAGUAUGAAAUGCGCACACCUCGUUUUCGAAACGGCACAGUGACAUGCGUAGAUUGGAGAGGUGGAGCGUUGUCUCUACUGAUCUACCACAGCGAUGGCCUUGUGUACCUCUGGAUUGAGUCUUUCAUGAAACGGCAUCACCAAAUGGUGAUUGGUUGGAAUCGGCUGGAAUCAUUUUGGUCGGGCGACCAGGAUGUGUGAUAUUCUGGAGCGUCUGCUCUCUUUCCUCGAAGGAACCAGAGAUUUGGUAAGGUGAAAUUCUCUUUUGUUUGACUUUGGUCCAGCCACGGUUUUAGGCCACGCGUUAAUGGCCUAUACUUGCGUUUUUCAUACUCUGCAUAAACAUGACUUUCAGCUGAUAUUUUCAACAUGCAAAAUGACAGAAAACAUUUUUUUGUGCCAACGUAUGCAAAAUUUAGCCUUGACGCUAUCGUCUGAGAUAAAGUAUGAACUUUAUUUUCUGCUGAAGCAGCAAGUGUUAACUUAAUAGUGAAAACAAGUUCUUUACUGGCAUCAGUGGUUUCAUGAAGAACCUUUAACGUCAGUGGAACCUUUCCUUUCCACAAAAGGUUCUAUAGAACCUUCAAAAAUGAUCUUCAAAAAAAAAAAAAAAGGUUCAUGGUGAACCAAAAAUGGUUCUUUUGUGGCGUCACUGCAAAAUUACACUUUAUGUAGGUUUAGGGUACUGUUAUAUUUUGCAGUAUGUGAACCAGUAAGUAAUAUGCUUUGAUUUGACCUUGGCAUGUUUUAUUAUUUUCAAAUAUGUUGCCUUUCGCAGCCCAAUUGAAUUACGAUUCGAGAAAAAGAUGGUUGGUCACAAUUGACAUUGGAUUGAUUGUUUACUGCACAUGUUGACAAAUUUAGCAUGACAGCUAGGUAUUAUAUUCAUAUAGGAAAUCUGCACAAUGUGCAUCCUCCAAAUAUGACCAUAGUUAAAUAACUUGGUUUCAAUAAAGAAGUCAUAGGGCAUUUCAAUGCAUAGAUUUUUAAACCAUGGGCAAAAAUGCAUCUAAGUAGAUAUUUGAUACUACUAAACAUUUUUAUGCCCUUAACACAAUCUAAUUUGACAGCAGAUUCAUUGUGUUCUACUUGAUUCUUCUAUUCUAUUCUAUUCUAUUCUAUUCUAUUCUAUUCUAUUCUAUUCUGUGCCCCCAAAAAAGGAUUUGGACAUAUCUUUCACACUUAAUUUCUGAAUUUCAUUGUAUCAGAUGUAAAAUAUCAAACAUAAUGUCAUCUGUACAUACAUUAUGCUGGAGCUUUUCUUACUUUUCUGAGCUGCCACCUUGAUUGCUUUUUAAUCAACUGGUCUCAGUCUUUUUUUUUUUUUUUUUUUUUUUUUCCCUGUGGAUCAGUGAAGUCAGUUCUCCCUGCAAUUACCCAUGUGUCCUUGCUGAAUCAUCACCGUGCAAGACUUUUAGUCUCUUUUUUUUUUUCUUCUUUUUGUUUCAUCUUGCUUCAUUGAGAAAAACAGUUGAGGUAGCAUUUACCUUAAAACAAAUUUCACUCAGAAAUUGUUUAUUGUUAAAAAAAAACAAAAAAAAAAACAUGAAAUUUUGUUAUAUGAUGGAAAUAAUUUCUACACAUUUGUGGCCACUUUAUCUCCCACAAGCGAAAUGCCGUUUUUCACAGACGUGAUACAGUGAAAAACAGUGGAGACUUCAUCUUAAUUUAUGCAUCUUUGUAAUUGUGACUUAACCUGAUAAUACUAUUUCAAUUGAUUGUCAGGUUCAUACAUUUUUUAUAAAGCACAACAUCAGCGAUAGGAUGGAAAGACACCCCACCUAAUAAAUACUUAAUGAAAAUAAACAACCUUAGUUCUUUAGCUUAAUUGAGUUUAUGAUUGCAUAGCAACAUCACUUUAUUAUUAAUUUAUUAUUGAAUAUUAAUUUACGCUAUAUUAAUAUUGAAUUCAGGAUUAAUGUUGAAUAUGCUCACACAGGAGUUUAUUGGUAUUUCACAACAGCUUCAAACAUAUCCUUUUAGUAUAUAAAAUCUGAAUUUGUUAAUCUAAUCCAGUGUCUGUUUUGGUAUUUUUUGGGAGCACUUUUAAUAUCUUAAGUCCACCAUUAGAUAUUGUAAUCCAAAACCUCUAUGGCCAUUUCAUAUGUAAAUAAUCUUCUCUCCUCUGGAGGAAACAACAGUCACAAAAUGAAAAUCAUUCAUUUUCUAACAUCUGCUACGGCUCGCUUGUUCCUCAUUUGCUUCUAAAUGACUGCAGUUCAUCAGCUCAGAUGUCUCCACAUGUGCAGGGCUGUUUUCCUGUUGUAGUGUGAAGAUACUGUCAGUGAAAUCUGUCUGUGUUUAGGACAGAGCUGUAUGCUAUUAAACUAACAUGAACUGACUGAUAGUGAACCAUUUUAUUUGCCCAGGACCACCUAUCCUAUGUAGACAUUAAAAUAGGACUUUCGUUCUUUUCUAGCAGUUUAGUCCCAGGAUUUUUUUUUCUACUUAAUACUCAUUGCAAAUUGAUAUCAUGCUCGGCUCAAUUCAGGGAUUGUGAGUCUACAGCAGGCUGGGCUUUAAACUCCCCUACAGGAGAUCAGACUCUCAGACUUUAAUGGCAAACUACAUGAUAUCUUAACUGUUUACAUACUGGUAUGCUUAAGUUUUAUAGAUGUAUGUUUAACUUGGAAGCUUCUUCCCUUAUUACUAGCAUCAUGCCUUUGUAUGACAGUAAUAUGCUUAACAGUUUUCUGGUCAUUAUCUGAACUGGAAAUCUGACUGAUUUGUGUUUUCAUUGCUUUUUCCUUCUGUUUUGGCACAUCAAAUAGUGUAUUUCUCUCUUUUUGUUUGUUUUCUUUUUAUUUGAAUAUA